AUGGAUCAGGCCCCUCCUCUUGUCGACACUGUUCCUUCUGCUUGGAAGAGAUCCUUUGUUACGCCUGUUCACAAAUCGAAGGGUGCUCGCUCUGAUGCUCGGAACUAUCGACCUAUCUCCAUCACUGUUGUUCCCAGUAAAGUCCUGGAGACCAUUCUCUCCAAACGAAUCGUCGAUCAUUGCGAAUCCAACCGGUUGUUUGACCAGCGCCAGUUCGGCUUCAGACGGAAGAAGUCUACUGUGCUUCAACUCGUCGACACCAUAUCUCAAUGGUAUACCUCUUUCGACAAUGAUCGUGCUCAUACGGACGCCAUCUACAUCGACUUCAGUGCUGCGUUUGAUGUCGUUAAUCAUCGUCUCCUGCUGCUCAAAUUACCGUACUUCGGCUUCUCGCCUGUUUUAUGUUCCUGGUUCAAGGACUUCCUGACCGACAGAACGUUCUCUGUCAGAGUCGGGGACUCCCGCUCUUCCUGGUCGCCCGCACCCUCUGGCGUCCCGCAGGGGAGCGUCGUGGGACCCCUACUUCUCCUGCUCUUUUCCACCGAUCUUCAGCGUGAGAUAGUGGGCGGUGUCUCUCACAGAACCUACGCAGAUGAUACCAAAAUUUUUGCUGACGUGUCGUCUCCCCUGGGCAGAACUGCUCUCCAGAACACCCUGACCAACAUUGAAGACUGGUCAGUUACUUGGAAGCUCAAGAUUUCAUCUGCCAAAUCUGCUGUGCUACAUAUUCUUCACUCUCAGCCUGCAGAGUAUACCAUGUUCGGCGAAAUCACUCCUGUUUAUGUCAGGGCGUACAGGGCACUCAUCCUUCCCGUGCUCCUUUAUGGAUCCGAGGUCUGGCGGCCCUGGUUCAAAAGAGACCUGCUCCUCCCUGAGAGCUUUCAAAAGCGUUUCAUUCGCCGUGUGGCACUCAAGUGCAGUGUCUGCUGCGAUUCUAUCGACCUAUCGCCCAUCUCUGCUCUUCUGGAUGAGAAGGACAGAAAACUGGCAAUCAAGAUUCUCCAUGACCCACUCUUCGACGACUUCUUAGCCAUUCGUGAUACUCUCACCCGUGCCUCAAAGAUCUCAGUGCUCCGGGAUGCGUUUCGCGCUCAUCUCACGAAAGACACCGAUGAGCUAAGAAAUCUGCGCGUCGAUUCCGUUGUUGUGCUCGGAGGUUGCACUAAAUUCGUUCAAGCCCCGGACGUCAACUGGAACAAACCUUUCAAACAGAGAAUCGAAGAACAGUACGAAGACUGGUUGCUCCAUGGAGAAAAAUCGUACACUCCCAAAGGUAAUAUGCGAGCUCCACCGAUGGACGUGCAGCUAAAAUGUAUCGUCGACUCCUGGUCGCGACUGACUCCAGAGAUAAUCGCGAAAUUCUUCAUGGCUUGCGGGAUAUCGAACGCUAUCGACGGUACCGAGGACCACCUCAUACACGUAUUCAAGCCUGAUGCAGCUUGUCCAAAUGGUCUGGCCGAGCUAAUUGAAUGCACGAGGAAUUUGAAAGUCCGCGACGAGUUUGAUUCCUGUCUCGGAAGAGAAGAGGAAGAGGAGCCUAUUCUCCUGACAGACGACUCACUCCUCCAAAAAACACACGAGAGCGACAUUUCGAUUUACUACAGAGCAGGAGCCUCAGAGAUUCAAUUUCUCGUGCCGAAAUAUGUGGAGAGAGGCCAGUUCUGCGACUUGAGUCAAGCGCUAGAUUUCUACAAAGAUGACCUGAGUCGCAGCAUGAGUGUCAUUAGUGCGGACUACGAGCUUUGGAAAUAUUUAUGGUCGAAAGUUCCAGCCGAAAAAGUGACGACGUCGACAGCUGAGCGCGAUUUCAGCGUACUCAAAUUGCUGAAAACAGAUCUUCGGAGUACGAUGAAAGGAGAGAGAUUGAGUGGCUUGACGGCGUUGAAAAUUAAUCGAGAAAUGCCGCUCACUGUUGAAGAGAUUGUGGACUACAUGGCGGCUAAUCCGAGAAAGCUUGAAAUGGUUUUCUGA
This is a messenger RNA of Galendromus occidentalis (western predatory mite), 1971 nucleotides long. RefSeq lists its product as uncharacterized. The record is from RefSeq and is a predicted model, not a curated record. Bases 1 to 1971 code for a protein of 656 amino acids. NCBI's taxonomy places the organism in Eukaryota, Metazoa, Arthropoda, Arachnida, Mesostigmata, Phytoseiidae. The transcript is spliced from 5 exons.